GUUGGGCGUGGGGCUAGCAACCCAAGCAUGUAAAACAACCCACAUUACAGAAACCGCAAAUGCAGCAUGUCGUCUGCUUUGCCUCGGAUUAACUCUGUGACCUUGUGCUGUGAACUAGAUGGGGGAGAAGGAAAGAAAGCACUGUCAGCGGUAGGCAUGCGCUUCUCACGAAAACUUGUAGCAGUCGGUUUUUUCCGAAGCAUACGGUAGUGGUUGUGCCUAUAUAUAUAUCGUCUCGUUGUACACUGUCAGCGAGAGCAAGACAACCGCCAUCACAUAGCUGACAGCCGGAGAAGACGGAGAAAUGACCGCUCCAUUGUUGUUGUUGUGUCUCCUGCCCGUCGUGGCAGAGGCCAUGUUGACUGGGGGGAUAGCAAACUCCACGGUGGAUCCUAACUCUGAACCAGUGAGAUAUGCUGUCAGCAUGAUAAAUAACUAUUUCCGAGCAAACGGCGACCCAGCUGUACGACGUCUAGCGGAGAUCGUCAACGCUCGGUCACAGGUUGUCAAUGGAGAGAAGCUCUACCUUACCCUUCGUCUUACCGGAGAUCCAAAGGGAGACGAUUUCUGUAAAGUUGAGGUGUGGUACCGCUCGUGGAUAAAAGACGCGAGCGGCCUUGUGCUCACUAAGAUCCCCGAGUGCUCCAAGAGUCCCAUUAGACGACCGUUACUUGGUCGUCCCAGCACCCGUAAAGUUCUGGGGACCAGUCCUGCCAAGGAGGUGGCCGAUGCCCUUAACUUCGCUGUCUGCGCCGUCAACACCGCCAGCAACGACAUGUUCUUGUCGGUGCUUGGUGACUCGUCCGGUGUGACGUACACACAGCAGAUGACCGCUGGGACGACCUACCGCUUUUACAGCGUGCCCCUUCUGACGUCAUCAUGCACGAAGACGGCCACCAGCUGUCCGCAGACCGACCUCUCGGCCUGUGCGGUUUCUGAUAACGCCAGGACCACAACCUGUGAUUUGGUUGUCCAGUCCCAGCCAUGGCAGGACCCUGUUUAUUCCUUAACAGAAAUGAAAUGCAGCUAGGUGUGCGCAGCAGGGAUGCCGGGUGACCGCAGACUCCAUUCACUUGUCGGCACCGCAGUUAAACAUAAAGAUAGCCGCCCAUAGAGAGUAAAGCCUCCACCGCUUGCCGGCAAUUACUUAUUUUUUUAAUUCUAGAUUAGAUCACUUCUUCUAAAGUAUCUUGGCUUCACUGGCACAUCAACAGUUUGUAUUCAACGGUUUGUGCCUUCAUUUUUGUAUUGAGAAGACCUUUUUAUUCGCCGAAAUCCACUUCACUAAAGCACACAGCUGAAAAAUUAACCAAAAUUCCCAGUUUUUUGCAUUAGAUAUCAGGCUCUGUGUACAAUGAAAAUAAAUAAAAACAUAUUGAAAAAGAUA
Messenger RNA from Pomacea canaliculata, 1387 nucleotides. RefSeq names its product cystatin-C-like. Bases 305 to 1030 code for a protein of 241 amino acids. Lineage: Eukaryota; Metazoa; Mollusca; Gastropoda; Architaenioglossa; Ampullariidae. Gene Ontology annotation, molecular function: cysteine-type endopeptidase inhibitor activity. The transcript has 5 exons. The record is from RefSeq and is a predicted model, not a curated record.